This is a messenger RNA of Hippocampus comes (tiger tail seahorse), 2454 nucleotides long. RefSeq names its product bromodomain adjacent to zinc finger domain protein 2B-like. The record is from RefSeq and is a predicted model, not a curated record. Bases 82 to 2217 code for a protein of 711 amino acids. Lineage: Eukaryota; Metazoa; Chordata; Actinopteri; Syngnathiformes; Syngnathidae. The transcript has a single exon.
GACAUCGCGGACUCUUCUACCGAGGGGAGAAAGGAAGACGACACUGGCCCGUCUCUGUCAUCUCCCAUUAUUGGGAAGGCCAUGAACAUGAUCAGUCAGGUGAUACAGCCUGUUGUUGACACCAUCGACUCCGCCAGUAAAGUUACGAAAGCUGUGGUCAAAAUGUUAGCGCGGAGCGAUCGAGACGAUCAAGAAAUGGCGAAAGAGUCGGAUGAAGGAGCGAAGCAGAAGUCGCCCCAACAGGUCUCGCAUCGUUAUUCGGCCGCAGAGGACGCCGGGGUGCCUCACUCUUCUUCAACCGCUGUCGGGAAGGAAAGGACUGUCAUGCAUGCCAACAAAGACGAGGACCAUCUGGUCCAUCUGGUUCCUUCGUCUGAGGAAGAUCGAAAUCAGACAUCAAGGCUUUCAUCGGUAAUGCCGGAAGCUGUGGAGGACAGUUCGUCUGCAAAUAAGGUCAGGAGUGUCAGGAAAGACGACAAUCGUGUUGCGCCAGCAAUGUUCAACGAGUCUGUCAUGGAUGAACUCUGCAAUUUGCAAUAUGAGAUCCAGUUGACCCCCAGACUCUCCCCCAUAUUAGAGGAGACUGGGGAGACAAAUUCUUCUGCUUCCUCUUCAGCCAUCGUGGACAAGAUGGGCUUCCUUGAGGGUGAAUCCAUCUCCAGUCUUUUGGUCCCAUCGGAGUCCACUGCUGUGGCAGGUUCAUCUGUUCCUACUCCUGCCACCUCCACCUCCACUCUCGAGAAGACAAAUAUCAUCCAAAGCGGGAUACCUGCGCAACGUAAGGAAGCGGAGAAGCCCUGCUCCACGGACAUGGAAUUGACCCGUCAGGUUUCAUCAUUAAGUGGCGGGAAGCCCGACGCGAUGGGUGACCACGGAGAUGACAUGAUUUCAAUUGCAGAAUCCUCUGAAGAAGAGGCAACAAAAGCGAGCGCUGCGAUUGAGGCUUGGUCCACCUCCAGACUUUUAAGCGUCUCCCCAGUCUCUUCUACCGCUACGUCUUCUCCCAUCAUUGAGAAGGCCAGAACUAUCAUCAGCCAUGUGAUGCAGCCUGUUGUGGAUACCAUUGACUCCGCCAGCAAGGUUACAAAAACAGCCGGCAAAUCCAUUGCUAAAAAAGUGAAAUCCAUGUGGAAGUAUCGCUCAGGCAGGAAGAAGGGAAAGCGGGGCAAGGGAAAGAGUGACAAAAACGCUGCCAGAAACGGACAGCAAGAUAUUUUGGACAAACACAGUGGGGAGGAGGUGAUAGAGGAGGACAAGAUGGAGGAUGAGAAUGAUGCGGAAGAUGAGGACGAGGACGAUGAGGGGGAUGAGGAAACGAGCACUGCUGAGGUGGACUCAUUCUCCGAGCUUUCAGGCGCAUUCAACGAUGGUGAGGUUGUCGGUACCUCAGAUGCUCCUCCGUCCAUCGUUGAGGACAACACAGUUCCGAAACCCGCAGAUGUCUUGAAUGACGUGGCAGUCGAAGAGUUCUGCUUCUUUGAGGCGGAAUCGUCUUCUGUCAUUUCGACUCCAUUUUUGGACGCGAGCAUGACGAGAUCGUGUGAUCCCACCUCAUCUUCUUUAGCCGUUCCCGAGCAGGCAAAACCUGAAAAUUCUACUCCGGAUAUCCUCGAAGACGAACAACUCUCCUCCAAUUCUAAAUCACCGGAGAAUAAAAUGACAGUCGCAGAGACGGAUGAAGAGCAGGCCAGUGAUAUAAAUGCCCUCCAGUCGGAGGAUGACGGCCCAGAGCACAACAUCUACAGUAUUUUUGAGAACAUUUUCAGAGAGGAGUUUUCCAAAAAAUUAGAAAACUCCCUCAGACAAGGUCUAUGCGAUGCCGUCCGCGUCUACGUCCCUGAAAGAAGCUCAACGGAAUCCCUCGAGAGCACGAACAUCUCAUGCGAGCUGGGUGACCAUUACAGAAAAAAGGAGGUCGAUACUUCAUCGGUGGGUCCGCAAGACUCACUGGAGAGCGGCUCCACCUCAAUCACUUCUUUCGCGAGCUACCAGCAUUUAUCAGAUGCCAGUCUUAAGGGGAUACCGCCGGAGGGACUCGAUUCCAAGAGAAAGUCACUGUGGAAGAGGUGGAAAAUGAGGCGUGCCAGGAAGAUUCUGCCGGGACUUUUGGAGUGCCAUUGUACGCCUCGCGCCUCUGACAGCGUGGCCUCAGACAGCAAAGCCACAGAACCAGCCAUCAAGUCCAUCUUGAAAAAAGUCACGUCAAUUUGGAAGUAGGGCACAGAGAUCCGCAGUUGUUGACUACGAGAGGCAGACGAACACUGCCUGAGGCUCAGGGACCGAUCAGGACUAGAUACCAUCACCACUGGAACCCAUCAUCUAUCAGAUACUGCUCUCUCAUUUACAAGGGAAAGAGACUAGUCUCCUACUACUAAUCCUAUUUAUUUCUUUCCAUAAAAAGUCUGGCAAAUCAAUGUUGUCUUUUUUUUCAGUGCGGUCUACAGAAAUCAUGCU